Molecule: messenger RNA, 1602 nt
Organism: Cyclopterus lumpus (lumpfish)
Lineage: Eukaryota; Metazoa; Chordata; Actinopteri; Perciformes; Cyclopteridae
Gene: eva1bb
Product: eva-1 homolog Bb (C. elegans)
Exons: 3
Coding region: 223-726 (167 amino acids)
Source: RefSeq, a predicted model, not a curated record
GCCAGACUCUCACUGCUCCUCCGUCCAAAUGAUGGGAUCCUAUCUCAAGUGUUGACUGACGGUCGGACUCCAAAUGUGGAUCUAAAUUCUUUGUUUUUUCCAGUGGAAAGUUGGGUUUGGUUUGCUCGUCGAGCUGUGCAGCUCUCACCCAGGACCAAGGUUCUGCUGUUGGAGUCCCGUGUGUCCCAGAAAGCCUCGCUGAUGGUAGACAUCUGAACCGGGAUGGAGCCUGUUAAGAGAGACAUGGAGCUGCUCAGCAACAGCAUGGCGACCUACGCCCACAUCAAAGCCAAUCCAGAGACCUUCGCCCUCUACUUCAUGAUGGGCGUGUGCCUCGGCCUGCUCAUGGCGCUGUGCCUCCUGGUGGCCGGCAUCGCCUGCAGGACGCGCCGCCACAGCAGACCUCCCCCAUCCCCCGAGAGGAGACGUCUCAAGGAGUCCAGCGGGGAAGAGGACGACGAGGAGGACGAGGAGGACGAGGGCGUCGCGGAGGAGGAUGGGGAGGAGACAGUUCUCCCUCAAGUGACAGUGGGGCCCGUGAGCGCUCGCAGCAGCCCGUCCAACGGGACUCUGAGGAGCGUGAACGUGUUUGCGUCGGCCGAGGAGCUGGAGAAGGCGCGGCGUCUGGAGGAGAGGGAGCGGAUCGUCAGGGAGAUCUGGAGGAACGGACAGCCGGACAUCCUGGCCACGGGCACGGGGACUAUCGGACGAGUGCACUACCACUAGCGGACACUUUGACUGAGCCCCAAAGAGCCACCAAUGCGGACUGCACCGAGCACUACACUGCGGGUUCACCAAAGCCCCCCCGGGGGCAGUCGAGUUUGAACCCUGCUCUUGAUUCACAGUGUUAACUGAUUCCAGCUCGUUUUUAAUCAUGUGCCGUCAAUAUCAACCUCAAGCUCUUAACUGAACUCCUAAUGUGCAUUAAUUAAUAAAACAGUGAUACAGCGACAUAACUGGGUUCCUCUGCAUAUGGCAAAAUGGAGGAACAGGGAAAUGAAAUACAAAUGUAUGGCACAAAAGAAAAGGAAAAAAGACACGCCUCCUUUUAUGACCCCAUUUUCUUCCCUAUUAAUUUUCGUACAAUUCCUAAAUAAAUAAGGUCGUUAUUAAAUAAGUACUCAUAUGAAUUAUUAUAUGAUUAAAUGCAAUAUAUUUUUUUUAAAACUCGGUUUGAUUAUGAAAUGUUAUUUGAUCUCAAUUGUCCAAUUUGUCCUGAUUCAAAGUAGUAUCAGUCUUUAGGGGGAAAUACAACUAUUAAAUAAAAAUAAGCUAUUAAUAAACUCUCAGGCGGAUAAAAUAACUUGACAAGUGAGUUUAAAAGAAUAUGAAUUAAUCCACUUAUAUUAUACAUUUUGUCUGCAUUUGCUCAUAUGAUUUUUCUGAAUUUUACUCACGGCUUCAAUAUUAAACAUGUUUGGUCUCUAUAGAUUUUCUAUCACAUUGAGAUAAGGCAGCUUUUGAAGCAUAAUUUGUCAUCUGUAUUCAUCUCUAUUUGACCAAAUCUCUGCAAUGUGAACAAUUAAAAGUUUAACCACUUUUCUGAAUCAAAAACAGGAUUUAACAAAUGUCCAUUUUCAGUGGCGGCUGGUGGAAUUUGUU